Molecule: messenger RNA, 1622 nt
Organism: Pongo pygmaeus (Bornean orangutan)
Lineage: Eukaryota; Metazoa; Chordata; Mammalia; Primates; Hominidae
Gene: RAPSN
Product: receptor associated protein of the synapse
Exons: 8
Coding region: 173-1411 (412 amino acids)
Biological process (GO): positive regulation of neuromuscular synaptic transmission; synaptic transmission, cholinergic
Cellular component (GO): plasma membrane; neuromuscular junction
Molecular function (GO): acetylcholine receptor binding; protein-membrane adaptor activity
Source: RefSeq, a predicted model, not a curated record
GUUCCCGGGGUGGCGCCUGCUCUCCAUCCAGGCCCCACUCCGGCUCCCACCCGAUGCUGCUUUUGUUCCCACGUUUCGGGGGGCAGCUGGCACUGUGAUUCCUGUGCCAUGAGUGCCUAGAGGCACGGAGCCACCAGGGAUCACCCCACGUGGGGCACAGGGCUUGGGGAGGAUGGGGCAGGACCAGACCAAGCAGCAGAUCGAGAAGGGGCUCCAGCUGUACCAGUCCAACCAGACAGAGAAGGCAUUGCAGGUGUGGAUGAAGGUGCUGGAGAAGAGCUCGGACCUCAUGGGGCGCUUCCGCGUGCUGGGCUGCCUGGUCACGGCCCACUCGGAGAUGGGCCGCUACAAGGAGAUGCUGAAGUUUGCUGUGGUCCAGAUCGACACGGCCCGGGAGCUGGAGGAUGCCGACUUCCUCCUGGAGAGCUACCUGAACCUGGCACGCAGCAACGAGAAGCUGUGCGAGUUUCACAAGACCAUCUCCUACUGCAAGACCUGCCUUGGGCUGCCUGGUACCAGGGCAGGUGCCCAGCUCGGAGGCCAGGUCAGCCUGAGCAUGGGCAAUGCCUUCCUGGGCCUCAGCGUCUUCCAGAAGGCCCUGGAGAGCUUCGAGAAGGCCCUGCGCUAUGCCCACAACAACGAUGACGCCAUGCUCGAGUGCCGUGUGUGCUGCAGCCUGGGCAGCUUCUAUGCCCAGGUCAAGGACUACGAGAAAGCCCUGUUCUUCCCCUGCAAGGCGGCAGAGCUUGUCAACGACUAUGGCAAAGGCUGGAGCCUGAAGUACCGGGCCAUGAGCCAGUACCACAUGGCCGUGGCCUAUCGCCUGCUGGGCCACCUGGGCAGUGCCAUGGAGUGUUGUGAGGAGUCUAUGAAGAUCGCGCUGCAGCACGGGGACCGGCCACUGCAGGCGCUCUGCCUGCUCUGCUUCGCUGACAUCCACCGGAGCCGUGGGGACCUGGAGACAGCCUUCCCCAGGUACGACUCCGCCAUGAGCAUCAUGACCGAGAUUGGAAACCGCCUGGGGCAGGUGCAGGCGCUGCUGGGUGUGGCCAAGUGCUGGGUGGCCAGGAAGGCGCUGGACAAGGCUCUGGACGCCAUCGAGAGAGCCCAGAAUCUGGCCGAGGAGGUGGGGAACAAGCUGAGCCAACUCAAGCUGCACUGUCUGAGUGAGAGCAUUUACCGCAGCAAAGGGCUGCAGCGGGAACUGCGGGCGCACGUUGUGAGGUUCCACGAGUGUGUGGAGGAGACGGAGCUCUACUGCGGCCUGUGCGGCGAGUCCAUAGGCGAGAAGAACAGCCGGCUGCAGGCCCUGCCCUGCUCCCACAUCUUCCACCUCAGGUGCCUGCAGAACAACGGGACCCGGAGCUGUCCCAACUGCCGCCGCUCGUCCAUGAAGCCUGGUUUUGUGUGACUCCUGGCAGCAGGCGUGGGCUUCCUCCUCGCCACUCCUGCUCUUUCUCCACUGCACGCCGGAGGCCCAUUUACUGCUGGGGCAGCUGCCAGGGCGUCCUCACCACAGCCAAGGCCUUGGGGCCUGCCCACGGCUGCUCCCCUGGGCCCAGCUCCCCUCCCUGCCUCUUUGUACUUUGCUCUUUAUAGAAAAAUAAACUGUUUGUACCUGG